AUGGCUAUUGACAGUUUUGGGCAAUUAAAUCCCACGGUAAGUAUCCAAAUUGAGUGAAAUGGCGCAUUCAUGGGCAUUCAAGAAAUGGAGAGAACAAUCUCGCCCGUCUCAGACUUGUUCGUUCUAUGGCCGUGUUGCACAUAAAAGCUCAACCCCACACUGACUACCGGUAAACCAUUUUGAAACUAUAUUUCAGAAUAUCUGUUAGGUGAAGACACGGCGUCGUUUCAAAGAUUCGAUCUAUCUGGAAGUAUUUGGAACUUUCGCUCAGCCAUUCAUUAAUGAACGACACCUCGCUCGCUGCCAGUAUUUAUUUUCAGCAUUAGCCAAUAUCACAACAACAUAUUGCAAGUACCGAGAUCUCAAAAUAGGAGAAAUGCCCCAAGCCAAAGGAAAGAAACUUCCAACAGAGGUUCAUCGAAAGUAUCCUGGCUUCAACGCUUUCAUGGUCAUUACCACUCCUUUCACUCACAUUAUAAAGGCCACUCACUGAUUUGAUGAGUAGACCUCGAGUGCUAGUGCAAUAUCAAAGGCAACUAAAAGAGAACCUUUUGGUUUCAGGAAAAAGGUCCCUGUCAGAGAAGUUGCAGCUCCCGAAAUUGGCAUUCACGUAUGUUUUUCGUCUUAUCGUUAAUUCAAAACAAAAGGCUAAUACACCCAAAAACUGUAGUCUCGGGAAUGGGCCAGAAAGAUUGUUCCACAAAAAGCCACCUUCUUCAAAUUGCCAGCAGAGAUCCGUGAGAAAAUUUGGAAGAACGUCAUCAAGACAACUACCGGCUACAUUGUACCUCGAAAGGCUCGGGAUAAAUUCACAAAUAACAGCAGCAAGGAGCUAGGCAACAGUGAGUAUCUUUAUAAGUGUAUAGUAAAGAAGUGUAUAUUAUUCUUACUCAAAUUAUAGCUAUGGUCGCCUUAUACACUCUCUGUCGUCAAUCCUACGUCGAUACUUACGGAUCUGGGUUCCUCUAUCGAUAUGGAAAGUUUCGUUUCCCUAAUUCGGAUCAAAUGCUCAAUGUGAGUCUCUUUGUAUUCGCACAUACCUCAAAAUCGAGAUUAAUAAUGAAGUACGGUAGUACCUCUCAGUAA
Molecule: messenger RNA, 1086 nt
Organism: Hymenoscyphus albidus
Lineage: Eukaryota; Fungi; Ascomycota; Leotiomycetes; Helotiales; Helotiaceae
Source: the annotation of a GenBank genome assembly